AAUCAGCCUUUCGGACUAGCCGUCCAGCGGUCCCGUCCUACGGGGGCCUUCCGCUGCCCGGACUCUUAACGGCAAUCAUGGAUCUAACUCUAUGGCAAUACCAGUUCCGCAUCAUCAUGCUGGGGGACUCCACUGUGGGCAAGUCCUCAAUGUUAAAACGGUACACAGAGGACCUGUUUAUGGAGUGCAUCAAUGAGACGGUCGGUGUGGACUUCUACGUACAUUUCCUGGAGGUGGAACCCGGUGUGAGAAUCAAGCUGCAGUUCUGGGACACAGCUGGCCAGGAAAGAUUCAGGUCAGUGACUCGUUCCUACUACCGUAACUCUGUCGGCGGUCUGUUGGUAUUUGACUUGGGAAACCGUGCCUCUUUUGAACACAUUCGAGAAUGGCACGCAGAGGUGUGUGCAAGGGUACAGCCUCACGUGGUGCUCUUUGUACUCGUGGGUCACAAAACUGACUGUAUCAGUGCGGGUGGGCGAGCGGUGACCAGGGAUGAGGCUGAAAAGCUCGCUAGCAAGCUGGGGGCUCCAUACAUCGAAGCCUCGUCGAAGACCGGCCACAACGUGGUUGCUGCUUUUGAGCUGCUCACCCGUCGAGUGUACCAAGGUUUGCUGAGUGGAGAAAUACAGUUACGUGAAGGCUGGGACGGAGUCAAAAGCUCAGCUCCACGAGCCCUACUACAACAGCAGGCCCAGCAAGGUCAGCAAAAUAAAGACAGUAAGCGCUGUGCCUGUUAG
Messenger RNA from Chanos chanos (milkfish), 737 nucleotides. It is a transcript of the gene rab42b, whose product is annotated as ras-related protein Rab-39B. NCBI's taxonomy places the organism in Eukaryota, Metazoa, Chordata, Actinopteri, Gonorynchiformes, Chanidae. The transcript is spliced from 2 exons. The record is from RefSeq and is a predicted model, not a curated record. Gene Ontology annotation, molecular function: GTPase activity; GTP binding. The coding region runs from base 78 to 737 and encodes 219 amino acids.